Oncorhynchus nerka (sockeye salmon) is the source of this 1291-nucleotide messenger RNA. RefSeq lists its product as uncharacterized. The coding region runs from base 293 to 1291 and encodes 332 amino acids. The transcript has 5 exons. The record is from RefSeq and is a predicted model, not a curated record. Gene Ontology annotation, molecular function: protein binding; zinc ion binding. NCBI's taxonomy places the organism in Eukaryota, Metazoa, Chordata, Actinopteri, Salmoniformes, Salmonidae.
AAGAUAAUACAACAUGAAGAGGAGGUUACAUUGUAUUGUAGUUUUUACCAAUGCAUUUAUCACUAAGUGGUUUAGGCUACAAACACCAACAUAAACCCCCAGAGCAGGGAAGCUGUGUUUUUGUCUAAAAGGUUUAGUCAAUAUCUGGAAUUGACUCUUUUUACAGAUUGAUAUGGGACCAGUCCUCUUCAGGAUUGUGAGCCUCCUCUCUGAGAGUUAAUGAGUUAUCAGAUUGAUAUGGGACUAGACCAGUCAUCUUCAGGAUUGUGAGACCUCCUCUCUGAGAGUUAUAAUGAGUUAUCAUCAGGGGGCUGAGGGUGGAGCCAUCCUUAAAGAAAGACAGAAGGAUGGGUCACCAAACAAGAAUCUUGAUGAGACCGUGGACCCUGAUAUGAGCACCAUCAGGCCAGAAGAGAUGGUCUGUGAUGUCUGUGAGGUCAAAGCUGUGAAGUUCUGUCAGACCUGCACUUUAUCCUACUGUGGGACCCACGUUAGGAAGCACUACACAGUACCUAAACUACAGAGACACACCCUGGUGGAGAUAACUGGAGACCUGGAGGAGAAACUCUGUCAGGAACAUCACAGAGCUCUGGAGGUGUUCUGCAGGACAGACCAGAAGCUGAUCUGCAGUCUGUGUUCUGUGACAAUGCACAAAGGACAUGAUUUAGUCUAUGAGGAGAUAAAACAGUCAGGAAGACAGACUUUUGAUAGAGAUCAAUGUCAAAGACUAAGGCUGGCCUCAGUUGACGAAGUACUGCCCCCUCCUGGUGAGAUCCAGUUCUCGUCAGUGACGUCAAACUCUGUGUCUCUGAGCUGGGGUUCUCCUGAGGGACUGACAGGACCACAGACUUUCAGCGUGACUUGGAGAUGUGAUGGGGAAGAGAGGAGCCUGAGGGUGGAAGAUGGGUUUAAUGUUGAACUAGAUGGACUCCAGCCUGGUGAAAAGUACCAGUUCAACGUGGCUACAGAGGGAGAAGAUGGCAGACAAAGCAGAUGGGUCUCAGCAUCUGUAUUCACUGUGGUUCCAGCACCCAGGGACUUACAAAUAAACCAGUCAGGAGCGACCUCCUUCACUGUCAGUUGGUCCAAGGCUGAAGAAUUGGAGAAAGUCCCACAACGCUUCGUCAUAUCCUACUGCAUUCCGGGAACAGAGCCCUGUGCAGCCAAUACUGAGGACUGCUACAUAACUCUCUGGCCUGCAACCUGGUACUCAGUACAACAUCAGUGUCUCAACUGUGUUGAACAAUGGGGAACAGAGCAAACCUCUCUCUACAACCAUCUGCACAAGUAA